AUGGAGCAAAUGGAGCUAGAGCUGGCGGAACACAAAACGGAAGGAGUUUUAAUCACUAGCAAGAAGACCGUGGAGACAGUGACUUUGAAAGUCGGAGAACAUGGAAUUGUCACUCAGUCAUCUAUACGAUACCUGGGGGUGCUGAUUGACUCACGUUUGAAUUUUAAAGCGCAAGUUGAGAAUGCGAGUACCAAGGCUGCUUCAGUCGGAAAGACGCUAUCAUGGCUUAUGCCCAACGUUGGAGGACCGAAACAGAAGAAGAGAGCACUGCUAGCGUCGGUGACUACAUCGGUAAUGAUAUACGGAAUUGCCAUCUGGGCGGAUGCACUUGCGACCCGGAGCAUGUGCAGGAAAGUGACGUCUGUAUACCGGCUAAGCGCCCUACGAGUGGCAAGUGCCUUUCGCACAGUGUCAAAAGAGGCGGCCGAAGUUAUCUCGGGACUUUUGCCAGUUGAGAUACUAGCGCAGGAACGGAAACAGGUCUUUCAACAACGAAAAGCCUUAAACAGUGCAGAAAAAAGACAAAAAGAAGAGCAGCUAAAAACGGAAGAACGAAAAAGGAGCCUAGAAUGA
Molecule: messenger RNA, 573 nt
Organism: Nylanderia fulva
Lineage: Eukaryota; Metazoa; Arthropoda; Insecta; Hymenoptera; Formicidae
Source: RefSeq, a predicted model, not a curated record